CCAACAGCACGCAUGCCCCGGUCACCAUCGUUGCAUUCCUGGUCGCGGGAAUUUUGCUGCCUUGUUGUCCUCCUACACCAGGUAUGAACGUCGGACAUUCUGUACUGCACUUGUACCCCGUUCUUGAUUCUUGAGACUCCAUAGUCCGCCAGUGCACCAGGCUGAUGAGCUAUCGAAGCUGGUACAUUAUAAGAGCUUAGUGUGAUGUUCAUGAACGAUAGCCCCUUUCAAUCUUUUAGUACUGGAUCGCUUCAUUUCAUUUCAUAGAUGUCGAGCAACAAUGCUGCGUUGAGAUCACCGUCACCACCUCUGACUCUCAGCCGGACACCGUCAUUAUUGCUUCCAAAUCUUCAAGCACUACCAGUAGACCAGUCGGAAUCAGAACUAUACCAACAUGGCACGCCGCCGCCUCCACCACCACCACCAUUAUUCUUCCUAUCGCCUAAAGGUAGCGAAUCCGUGCAAUGGUAUCCUGCUCCAGCAUAUGGAGUCCACCCACCUUCCCAUGCCGUCUGGUCGCAUAGAUCUGGUCCAUCCAAAUCUGCUGAGAGUCCCACCGCUGGUAAAAUUGCCAAAAUCUUAAUCCAAUGGGACGAGGUCAAACUUCUUCGCGAAGAGGUCCUCAAAGAACGUGUUCGCGAAGGACAAUAUUUAGAGUCGAUGGCACGCUUGCGCCGGCAUGCACAGGAUGCUAGAGCCGAUUUGAUGAAAAUGUUAAAUGCAGCAGCAGCUCAGGGCAAUUUUGAGGCCUGUUCAAAGGCAUUGAAAGAAGUCUCGGAAAGAGUGAUGCGCGCCGAGGAAGCUCUCAAUCUGCUAGAACAGGAACGGGCAGAGUUUAGCAAGAUCAAUUUUGGACUGCAUGAUAGGCUAUAUGAGAAAGACAUGGUCUUGCAGAAUUAUCUGGAUUCUAUGCAUCGCGACCAGUCCUCAGUUCCGGUACCCCACUCCGACGAUUCUACAGCUUUUUCCAGCGAAUCCGGAUUCGUCAUGCCAACUGAGAGCCUUCUUGUCCAGCUUUAUGAAUGUACCGCAGAAUACAAGGUGAUCAAAGCACGCAUCGAUCAACUACGCGACGACCACGAGGUCAAUCUCGAAUUUAGAAGAAGGCAUGAGACGGCUGGUCAAAUGCUCCAGAUCUCAGAUGGCGCGUUCUUCGAUGAGUUCUUUACUAAGUACUCUACCUUGCGGAGAGAGCUUCACAGAUUAUGGAAGAAAAUUCGUCGGAUUCAAAGUCUGUGUGAUCAAAAAGCAUUUGUCUCUUUGGCUGAGAGCGUGAGCGAGUUAUCUGCGGCUACGUCCUCUGUGCCAUCAGAUGAUGGAGAAAUAGUACUCGCGGACGACCUUAUAGAUGAGAAAAGGCAGGUCGAGGAACAAUAUCCUGGGCUCUUUCUAAAACCCGGAGACAAAAUACUGUCAAAUUUUCGGGGCAAAACGGACCGAAUCAAUCGAUGGUUGAUGCAUGUUUUCCGGUUGUCCAGUAUCGAAAUAUGGAGACAUCGUUCGAGAACAAGCUUACCAGACCUGCCCUUAGAGACUGAUGAAGCAUGGUCUUCGAAGGUUUGGAGUACAUGGUCCAUUGCAAACUCUAGCGCGGAAUCUAUCGCCUCCGUGACAACGCAGAUGUCGGAAAGUAUUACAAGACCGCAUGCGAGUAUCAGUUCCCUUCGCAUUCCUUUACUUUGGGUCAUCUUCUAUUUGGCCAAGUCAUGUAUGAGUGGCAUUCCUACUUUGUUCGAGCGAGUAUACCAGUCUUUCUAUUAG
Molecule: messenger RNA, 1761 nt
Organism: Pseudovirgaria hyperparasitica
Lineage: Eukaryota; Fungi; Ascomycota; Dothideomycetes; Acrospermales; Acrospermaceae
Exons: 2
Coding region: 268-1761 (497 amino acids)
Source: RefSeq, a predicted model, not a curated record